GGAAGCAACAGUUGUCAAGACAGUCUCGGAGAGCAGCCAUUGUUUUUCCAGGUGGGCCGGGGGGCAGACGGCACUCGAUGCUGGUAGGCAGCAUCGGACGUCUUUAGCCCCCCCCCCACCGCUCCCCGCUCAGUUCAGACAAGGGGACUCAGGAUGCUUAAUGCAAGCUGCAAUUUCUCCACCUGCCGACUCUGGGCUGGCGACUGGGUGGCACCAGCUCAUCAGGAGACGCCAUGUUUCUGGGGCUUUUGAGGCUUCAACUCCCAGAUUUUCGGCUGUUGUCGGAUGGCAGGCUUUCUGAAAGAUGCACACCACCCACAGCUUGCAAUGUCCAGCCCACCCACUGCAGCACGGGGAUAAUGCUGUGGAAGACAUGACCCAGCUGGAAGACCUCCAGGAAAAUGCGGUUCUUAACAACAUCAGGUUGAGGUUUGACCGGGGACUAAUUUAUACCUAUAUAGGUAGCAUCUUAGUGUCUGUGAAUCCUUACAAAAUGUACAACAUCUACGGGACAGACCACGUGCUGCAAUAUGAAGGGAAAGCCUUGGGGGAGAACCCACCGCACCUUUUCGCAAUCACCAAUAUCGCCUACAGCAAACUGAGAGAUGCCAAAAUCAACCAGUGUAUUAUUAUCAGUGGCGAAAGUGGUUCGGGCAAAACAGAAGCCACCAAACUGAUCCUCCGUUACCUGGCAGCGAUAAAUCAGAAGCACACUGCAACACAGCAGAUCCUUGAAGCGACUCCUCUGCUGGAAUCCUUCGGAAAUGCCAAGACGGUGCGGAACGACAACUCCAGCAGGUUUGGGAAAUUUGUGGAACUCUUUCUGGAGGACAAUGGGUUCAUUUGUGGUGCCAUUACUUCUCAGUACCUUCUGGAGAAAUCAAGGGUCGUCUUUCAGUCCAAUAAUGAACGGAACUACCAUAUAUUUUACGAGAUGCUGGCUGGCCUCCCUGCUCAGCAGAAGCGGAAAUUCGGCCUUCAAGAGGCAGAAACAUACUAUUACCUGAACCAGGGAGGUAACUGCGAGAUUCCUGGCAAAGUGGACACUGAGGAUUUUCACCGGUUGCUCGACGCCAUGGAAAUCCUGCACUUCACUGCCCACGAUCAGGACAGCAUCUUCCGCAUGUUGUCUUCCAUUCUACACUUGGGGAAUGUCUACUUUGAAAAAUACGAGACAGAUUGCCAGGAGGUGGCUUCGGUGGUGAGCGCCCGGGAGAUCCGCGUUGUGGCCGAUCUGUUGAAAAUCUCCCCUGAAGGCUUGCAGAAGUCCAUCACCUUCAAAGUGACGGAAACCAUGAGAGAAAAGAUAUACACACCCCUCACUGUCGACAGUGCCGUUGAUGCCAGAGAUGCCAUUGCCAAGAUCCUCUACUCCUUGCUCUUCAACUGGCUCAUCGAUAGGAUUAACAGGCUCACCUACCCCAGGCAAGAAACCCUGUCCAUCGCCGUCUUGGAUAUCUAUGGCUUUGAGGAUCUGGGCUUCAACAGCUUUGAGCAGUUGUGCAUCAAUUACGCAAAUGAGUAUCUCCAAUUCUUCUUCAACAAGAUUGUCUUCAAGGAGGAGCAGGAGGAAUAUAUCCGGGAGCAUCUUGAGUGGAGAGAAAUACCUUUCAAUGACAACCAGCCUUGCAUUGACCUCAUUGCCCAAAGGCCUUAUGGGAUUUUAAGGAUCCUGGAUGACCAGAGCAGUUUCCCUCAGGCCACGGAUCAUACAUUUCUCCAGAAGUGUCAUUACCACCACGGCGCCAACCCCCUUUACUCCAAACCGAAGAUGCCGCUACCCGAAUUCUCCAUCAAGCACUAUGCUGGCAAAGUCACCUACCAGGUACACAAGUUCUUGGAUAAAAACUACGAUCAGGUUCGCCUGGACGUCCUGGAGCUUUUCGUCAACAGUAAAAUCAAAAUGGUGGCCAACCUGUUCUACAGCCAUGCCCAGCUGAUAGCUCAGCAGAAGACCAUGAUGGGGAGAAGCAGCACCAGCAGGCGGAAAUUUAAGUCCCACACGGUGGCAGCGAAAUUCCAGCAGUCGCUUUCGGACCUCGUGGAUAAAAUGGAGAGAUGUAACCCUUUCUUCGUCCGCUGCAUCAAACCCAACAAUAAGAAGAAGCCAGGACUUUUUGAGCCGGACGUAGUCAGCAGCCAGCUGCGGUACUCAGGAAUUCUGGAGACUAUCCGCAUCCGCAAAGAGGGCUUUCCUGUUCGCAUCCCCUUCCAGACGUUCAUUGAAAGGUACCGCUGCCUUGUUGAUAUCAAACAAGGCAUGAUCCCUGAUGCGUGGAACAGUGCGGUAGUGCUGAAGAAGCUAUGCGCAGUCACCCCCGAUAUGUACUGCAUUGGAGCCACCAAGCUCUUCAUGAAGGAGAAUGUCUACCAGCACUUGGAAGGGAAGCGAGAACGGAUUGUCCACAUGGCAGCUCUAACGCUGCAGCGGUACACGCGGGGCUUCUUGAUCAAGAAACGCUUCUUCGCCCUCCGCCACAAGAUCAUCCUCUUCCAGGCGCGGGCCCGAGGCUAUCUUGUCAGGCAAAGGUACCGGAGGCUGCGUCGAACCCUCAUCAAGGUCAGGUGCCUGGUACGCAUCUAUGUGAAUCGCAGGAGAUACCUUAAGAGAAAGGAAGAGGAGCGCCGGAGAGCUGAGGAGGAGAGGAAAAAAAAUGAACAGGUACUGAGCAGACGGGAAGUGAUGAGAGUUGCAAACCUGGAAGUGCCUGCAGAGUUGGUUGGACUCUUAAACACCGUGGCUGUUCACAAGCAGAUCAAUGAAGACUGUGUCACUCCCAUCCCCCCUCCAAAGCUACAGGCGGACCCCCAAUUCACUCUGCCCCUUGACAUCAACAAUUACCCCAUGAGCAAGUAUGUGCAGACCCACUUCAAGGAGCCACUCUUUGGGAUGCUGACAAGGACUCUGGCAUCUUCACUGACAAUGAUAGACGAGAGCCUGAGAGGAGAAGCUGUGUCCCUUUUCAAACUGAUCCUCCGCUUCAUGGGCGACCCCCGCCUCAACGGCACACAGGAGGUCCUCUUCGGGAACUACAUCGUGCAGAAGGGGCUGUCGAUCCCAAGCCUGCGAGACGAGAUCCUGGCCCAGAUCGCCAACCAAGUGUGGCGCAACACCAACGUCAACAACGAGGAACGUGGCUGGCUCCUGUUGGCCUCCGCCUUCAGUGCCUUUGCACCUUCCCACAGCCUGGAUAAAUACUUGCUGAAAUUUGUUUCUGACUACGCUUUCGACGGCUACAAGCCCAUCUGCCAGCACAAGCUCAUGCAAGCCAUGGCUCAGGCCCAGGAUGGUGCUGAAGGCGCCCGGGCCUAUCCACCCACCCUGCUGGAGUGGGCAGCCAGCCGGGACAGAGUCAACAUGGCCCUGGAUGUUUACUGUUUCAAUGGAGAUCACUUCUGUUGCCCCAUCCAUUCCUGGACUACCGGAGAAAACCUUGCUGAAAAUGUACUGAAAUACAGGGGGCUUGCCGAGGGGUGGCGAGGCUGGUCAGUCGCCAUGAAGGACGGCACCCAGUGGGCUGAGCUGGCCGGCCACGACUACGUCUUGGACCUGGUGUCCGACCUGGAACUCAUCCGUGGCUUCCCAAAGCAUAAGUCCUACUUCAUUGUUGCCUCAGAAGGGCCGGAGAGAAAUAUUGGCGGCAAAGCAGUAUUCAGACACAGUUUGGAUUCUGGUGAGAAGGUUCCUCCUCCGCCACUUAUGAAGGCCCCUACGGUGGCCCCCACCAACCUGCCAGACUCAGAAGGAUAUUGCAGCCAUGCAGAUUCGGACACGUUCAGCGAGCCUCGAAGCCAGAAGGGGUUGGAUCAUUACUUGGACAGCCUUUUUGACCCGGUUCUGUCCUAUGGGAAUGGGGAACUGGAGAAGCCGGCUGCCGUCUCCCACAGGAUGAAGGGAGGAGGCCAGAUUGGAGCGGGGAAUGGAGGCCAGAGCGAUGGAGACGGUGUACCAGCUGAGGGACCUCAAACAGCCGGUGAGUGUAGGCAGGGCUGCCUUCCACGGCCAAACGCAGCAACAAAUGAGGCCUUGUUGUUGGCACAGCAAGCUUUCCGUAACCAGCAGGAGUUGCUUCUGGCUCAACACAUGUCCCAAGUGGAGGCUCUCCGCCGACGGCAGCAGGCUGCUGUAGCAGCGUUGGCUGGUGCAACCUCACUCAGUGCAAACCAGUACUCCAGCCCCAGGUCCCCCCAGCACAGAAGCCCUUCCAGGACCCAGAGGAGCAGCACCUAUGAUGCCGGGCCUCAAGGGGGCCUACCUCCCCAGAGAGAAGCCGAGAAAGGGCUGGUAGACGGCACUGCAGCAGCACCGAGCCUUACACAAGACAUGCCGUUCUUUCAGAAAUCUGAUGCCGCCUCCAGGCUGCGCGCUGGUGAGCUUGUCCGCCACUCCAAGCUGAACUCGGAGUACAUUCCGGAGCCGACGCAGAACAUCCGCAACAUUAUCAAGCAGUACCAGCAACCUGCACGCAUCCCAGAACCCAUCAGGAAGGAAGGCGGGAAAGUAUUUGUGAAGAAAAUGGAUCCCCACGAGGAAGCCUUGAUGAUCCUGAAAGGACAGCUGGCAGCCACGGAGGCACCAGCGCGGCCUGCUCCGGUCAUCAGGGAGUUGGGAGCCAAGGAGGCAGUAGCCAUGGUGAAGCCUGUGACUUGUGCCAAGGUGGCUGUGCCCUCUGCCAUCCGCCUGCCACCCGCCAUCACCAGAUCUUUCCCUGAGGCCUCUCCAGUGUCGGUCUCACGUGAACUAUCAACUGAGGAUGAACUUAUCCAGACGCGGCUUCACCGUCGUUGCAGUGAGGAGUUCUAUGCAUACCGCAAUGUCUCUUGGAAAAUCUAUCUCAGGAAAGAGGUUUUCUACCCAAAGGACAGCAUCAACAACCCUCUUGUGCUAGAUCUCCUUUUCCGGCAGAUCUUCAACGAUACCUUGUCCGAGGCCUGCAUACGCAUCACUCAGGAGGAGAGACUCCGCAUGAAGGCCCUUUUCGCGGAAAACAAGCUGGACUCCUUUAGUCCGGUGGCCGAUGAAAGCGUCAAGAAGGAGAUCAUCAGCGUUGCCCGAAAUGGCUGGGAAGUGUAUUUCUCUCGCCUUUUCCCUGCUACGGGCAGUGUGGGCACCGGAGUGCAGAUCCUGGCUGUGUCUGACACAGGGAUCAAACUGCUGCGGCUGGUCAAGGGCACCAACUUACCUGGGGAGCAGCUCCGGGUGCUGCGGGGCUACAGCUACGGCGAUAUCCUCUUUGUGACCACCGGCUCGAAGAACAUGCUGGAGGUCAACCUCACCAACGAGAAGCUCAUUCUUUUCUCCCCCAAAGCUGCCCAGAUUAAGGCACUGAUUGACUAUUUCCUCAACGAACUCAAGAAGGAUUCACAGUACAUGGUUGCAAUCAAGAACCAUAUUACAGACGAUAAAAGCCUCUUACGGUUCCAUAAAGGAGACAUCAUUUGCCUCCGGCCAAUGGAAGGCUUGGAUCAAGACCGCUAUUUCGGCUGCGUGGUGCGGAAGAAAGUGAUGCUCCUGGAGGAUGUGAAGAAGGGCACCCAGGAUUUUGGCUGGAAGUUUGGUGCCAUCUAUGGGAAAUCGGGCUUCUUCCCUGCCGAUUGCGUCCAGCCGGUGGCAGCGCCAGAUUUUACCCACCUUCCUGCAGAGAGGAAGGAGGAGCCCAAGGACAAGCAAGCCAAAGUGGCUGUCCCGGCCUCGGUGGCUGUGGCUGUUGCAUCCGCAGCCGUGGCUCAGGAGCUUGACAAGACGACUGAGGUGUGUCUGGCAGGCAGCGAAUUCGCAGAGAGUGCGGAGGGCUUUCAGGGCGCCAAGGACAUCGGCCCACGAGGCGGCCCCUUCAACAUGCUGGAGUUUUCCAAGAAGUAUUUCCGAGAAGGGCAGAGGGCAAAGAUGGAUCCCAACAAGCAGAAAUCCAAAAAAAGUGGUGAAUCGAAUGGCAUGGCAGAUAUUCUGAAAUUCACCAAGGCCCCCAUCCAAGAGUCGCUCAUUGAAUUCACGGACAGCAGCCUGAACAAAAUAGCUGCAGAAACUUUCCAAGCUGUGAUGAAGUUUAUGGGCGACCUCCCACUCAAAGGACAAACUGAGCUAGAGGUGGUGUGUUCUCUUCUCAAGCUCUGCGGAGACCACGAGGUCAUCAGGGACGAGGUGUUUUGCCAGAUCAUCAAACAGAUCACGGACAACACCAGCACCAAGACGGACAGCUGCCAGAAAGGUUGGAGGCUGCUCUACAUCCUGAGUGCCUAUUAUAGAUGCUCUGAAGUCCUCCGACCAUAUUUGCUGCAGUUCCUCCAAGAAAUCUGCAACAGUCCCAGCUUGCAUUUCCAAGGCAUCGCCAAGGCAUGUGAGCAGAACCUGCAGAAAACCUUUCAGUUUGGUGGCCGCUGCGAGUUUCCCAGUAACAUGGAGCUCAAAGCCAUGGUGGCCGGAAGGAGCUCCAAGCGGCAGCUGUUCCUCUUACCGGGAGGGAUCGAGAGGCACCUCAAGAUCAAAACUUGUUCGGUUGCGCUGGAUGUGAUAGAGGAGUUAUGCUACGAGAUGGGACUACGCCGCCCUGAGGCCUUUGACGAAUACAUCAUUUUUGCUGUCGCCAACAGAAAUCAGAAUGUUCGGCCUUUGAACAAAAAGGAGUACAUCCUUGAUGUUGCCUUGGAAAUGGAGAACGUGGACAGCGGCUUCAUGUUCUGGUAUCGGCGCGUCAUCUGGGCCCAGCCGCUAAAGUUUGACAAUGAGCUCUAUGUCACCAUGCACUACAAUCAGGUUCUCCCUGAUUAUCUCAAGGGGCUCUUCAACACUCUCCCUCCCAUGAGGCCGAGUGAGCAACAGUUCCAGCAAGUCUCCAAGCUGGCUGCUCUGCAGCACCGAGCAAAGGACAGCUUCUACCUGCCUACCGUGCGGGAGGUUCAGGACUACAUCCCGCCCCAGUUCUACCAUCUGCAGAAGGCCCAGUCCUGGCUGGACAUGGUCAUGCACCACCUGCAGCAAGCGCAGGCCUUGAGUGCCCACCAAGCUCGGGCGCAGUUCCUAGGGCUCCUGAGCGCUUUCCCCAUGUUCGGCUCGUCCUUCUUCUACAUCCAGAGCUGCAGCAACAACACCAUCAUCUCCCCCUGCAUCCUGGCAGUGAACCAGAAUGGACUCAACUUCCUGAACAAGGAAACCCACGAACCCAUUGUGACAUUCUCCCUGAAAGAGAUCCAGUCCACACGCACCCAACGGCCCUCGGCUGGAUCCAGCUACCCCUACGUAGAGAUCAUGCUGGGGGGCUUGAUGUCCCAAAGGAUCACGCAGCUGCAGCUGGAGCAGGGUCUGGAGCUUUGCCGAGUAAUCGCCACCCACAUGGAGAGCUUGCUGCACGCCCGCGAAAAGCGACUCACGCUCCCUCCGAGCGAGAUCACGUUGUUGUGAAUGGACUGGCCACACACCUCUUCCUCUCUCUCUCUCUCAUUCUCUCUCUCAGGGCUGGCCCAAUACAUUUUGGUACCUGAGGCAAGCCACAAAGUGGUGCUUCCCCCCAGGAAGAAGGUGUGAGUGAAUAAGGGGGGAGAGAGAUUUAUGUUGGGAACUAGGGUGGGAGACCAGCAGCACCUCCUAGUCGCCAAGACGUCGCGAUAGAGGUGGCAUUGGGGAGGGCUGCCGAGGAGGAGGCAGAUAUGGUCUGGGAAAAUAACUGGUGAGUACCAAUUAAUCCUGAACUCCCACAUGCAAAAACUGCAAAAGGAAAAUGGAUGUCUGCCUGAAUUCAAAAAGCAUGCGGGCCUUGACUCACUCUCUAGCCAAAAACCCUUUCAUCAGAGUUUAAAACAGAAAUACAUGCAGUGUUUGUAAUGUGUGGGAAAUAUAGGUUGUUAGACCUUUAAAAUGUCCCAGUAUUAAGUUUGCUUCUAGGAGUGAAUAGACCACAAACUUAAGUAAGCUAAAAUGCUUUAUUUACAGUAAUCAGCGGUCUCACUCAAUGCUACAGCAGAAACAACACAGAUAAAAACUUCAUGAGUACAAAAAUAUGAAAAGUAUCUUCAAACAUGGAGUCUGGGCUUAGGAGCUCCAGCCUUAUGCAUCUGGUCAGUUAUAUGGUUCAAAAAUAAGAGAGAGAUAAAGGAACAGGGAACAACCUUUAUUUUAUCCCUUGCCAUAGGACCAAUCUGAAACUUCUUUAGCAUUUAAGAACUCUGUGAUCCUUAACACAUUUCUUACUAUUAUGCACAAUUUAUGCAGAUUUGGCUGCAUAAAUCUCCUACAAACAUCUGGGUGUGUGUGUGUGUGUGUAUGCCAGGUUUGGGAAGACUGCACUCAUCUAUCCCUAUAGGCUGCUAUAUAUGAGAAGUCCUACUAGACCAGGAGUUGAAGCCUGAGCCCAGAUUCUCCUAAUAAGAAAUUUGAGGUGGGUGGAUAGAACCUAUGGAAGAAAUACUGAGCUGGACCAGAUCAAGAUGCCAUCUGGCCUAGCACUCACUUUGCAACAGCUGUCAGCCAGAUGUGUCUGGAAGCUUCCGAGCAAAGCAUGAUGAUGAAUCAUCCGCUGUUUGUCCCCAGCCUCUGUCUGUUUACGUGCACAAGUUGUUUGCAAAGUUAUUCACAAGUUCUGUUGUUUUUUUAACAUACUUUGGUCCGGUUUCAAGAAUAUGGCUUUUUCUGCAACUUUGCUCUUUAUUUUUUAUAAAAGCAACCAGUCUUCAGAAGAACUGGUAUUGUGCUAUUGGGGGAGAGAGAGAAAGAGAGAGAGAAGAAACAAUAGCUCACACCCUACCUGCUAUAUUUUGUAAUAUUUUUGCACUCAAAAUUGCGCUUUUUUUGAGGGGGGUUAUAUUUGUUCACAAUUUGAGCAAAAUUAAAAGUGUCAUUUUAUGUCA
Molecule: messenger RNA, 8841 nt
Organism: Podarcis raffonei (Aeolian wall lizard)
Lineage: Eukaryota; Metazoa; Chordata; Lepidosauria; Squamata; Lacertidae
Gene: MYO15A
Product: myosin XVA
Exons: 64
Coding region: 305-7399 (2364 amino acids)
Cellular component (GO): cytoskeleton; myosin complex
Molecular function (GO): cytoskeletal motor activity; protein binding; ATP binding
Source: RefSeq, a predicted model, not a curated record